CGUUGCAGAAGCGAAGCACAAAAACGGGAAUCCGGUGGUAACAGCAAAUUGAACGUCCAUUUACUAUUUUAGACAAUCAUCGACACAGAACCACAGCCCAACGCCUCAAAAUGUCGGACAGUGCAGGCGAAUGGUGUCUGAUUGAGAGCGAUCCCGGGGUGUUCACAGAGUUGAUAAAGGAGUUUGGAGUGCAAGGAGUGCAGGUCGAAGAGCUGUGGAGUUUGGACGAGGAUAAUUUUAAAGAACUGGAACCUAUCCAUGGAUUGAUAUUUCUGUUCAAAUGGGUUAAGGACGACGAACCGGCCGGAUCGAUCGUGCAGGACAGUCGGCUGGAGAAGCUUUUCUUCGCCAAGCAGGUCAUCAAUAAUGCGUGUGCGACGCAAGCGAUCCUGAGUAUUUUGCUAAACGCGACACACGCGGACAUUGAGCUUGGCUCGAUGUUGACGGAUUUCAAGGAUUUUGUCAUCUCUUUUGAUGCGUACAACAAGGGCCUUGCGAUGAGCAACGCCAGCCAGAUACGAACCGUCCACAAUUCUUUCGCCCGGCAAACGCUGUUCGAGCUGGACAACAAGAAUGCCAACAAGGAUGAGGAUGUGUUUCACUUCGUCGGUUACGUGCCGGUCGACGGGAGGCUGUACGAACUGGAUGGGCUGAAAGAGGGACCGAUCGAUCUCGGCGCGGUCGGGCCGGGUCAGGAUUGGUUGAAAGUGGUGCGGCCCAUCAUUGAGAAGCGCAUCCAGCGGUACAAUGAAGGGGAAAUCCAUUUCAAUCUUAUGGCCAUCGUGUCCGAUCGGCAGCUGAUUUAUGUGCGCCAAAUAGAGGAGCUGCUGAAGGCGGACGGCAACCAGGUGGAGAAGAUGGACGAAGUGGAACGGUUAAGGUUGCUGAUCGAAGACGAGCUGGCCAAACGGAAGCGGUACAAGAUGGAGAAUGUGCGACGCAAACACAACUAUCUGCCGUUCAUUGUGGAGCUUUUGAAACUACUCGGCCAGAACGGUCAACUGAUGCCGCUGUACGAGAAGGCCAAGCAACGAUCGAUGGAGCGCGAAGCGGCGAAGGGCAAACAAGCGUAAGGCACCGGUGUUUCGGGGUCCGCUGGUUUUCAUUUCAUUUUCUGCAUUUCAGUUUGUACUUUAGCUGCGUUUAGGGAAGCGAAGAGUCGUAGUGAGUUCAAUUGAAAUAAAAUUUCCCGUUGGUCAACGGC
Messenger RNA from Anopheles cruzii, 1204 nucleotides. RefSeq names its product ubiquitin carboxyl-terminal hydrolase isozyme L5 (gene Uch-L5). Gene Ontology annotation, molecular function: cysteine-type deubiquitinase activity. Gene Ontology annotation, biological process: ubiquitin-dependent protein catabolic process; protein deubiquitination. Gene Ontology annotation, cellular component: cytoplasm. The transcript has 3 exons. The coding region runs from base 111 to 1073 and encodes 320 amino acids. Lineage: Eukaryota; Metazoa; Arthropoda; Insecta; Diptera; Culicidae. The record is from RefSeq and is a predicted model, not a curated record.